AUGGCUGAAGAAGAUGUAUGUUUCUAUUCCCAAAGCAUUUAAGUCUGGUCGUCUAGUUUCGCGUUAUCGCCCUGUGUGAAAAAAAAAAGAGAGGGAGAAGGGGAGAAGGGGAGGGGGGCAAUAUUUUUUUGAACGGAAAGACAAGUGGAACAGCAGUUCUAGUCAAGUGUGAAAGUCUCUUUUGGCAUUUUCAGCAACGAGAAGGCAAAUUGAUCAAUAAGUUUUUUUUCAUUUUGAAAGAGUAAAAAAAACUUGUCUUGAUGACGUUGUCUCAUUCCAACUCAAGGUCAAAGCUAUGUCUUUGUCUCCCGAGGGAGAGGAAGGGGAGAGGAAGGCGUGAGGAGGAACAUCAUUUGGUUCUGCUCAUCUGAUCCCCCCCUAAAUAUUGUUACUCCUCGUCGAUGGAUUCCCUUUUUUGUUUUUCCUUCUUUUUUUCUCACCAACAAGCAGAUGAGCGGGAGGGACUUGUGGAAAUGGCUUUUCCCGAUUUGAUACUAACAGGUUUUUUUCCCAUGUUUUGUAGCACACUUUCGAGACCGCCGAUGCCGGUGCCGCUUUGACUUUCCCAAUGCAAUGUUCCGCAUUGAGAAAGAAUGGCCAUGUGGUCAUCAAGGGCAGACCAUGCAAGAUUGUCGACAUGUCCACCUCCAAGACCGGUAAGCACGGACACGCCAAGGUCCACUUGGUGGCCAUUGAUAUCUUUACCGGCAAGAAGUUGGAGGAUUUGUCGCCAUCCACCCACAAUAUGGAGGUCCCCAACGUCAGAAGACAAGAAUACCAAUUGUUGGACAUUGACGACGGCUUCUUGAGCUUGAUGACCCCCGAGGGCGACACCAAGGAUGACGUCAAGGUUCCAGAAGGCGAGUUGGGCGAGAAGAUCCAAUCCGAAUUUGACGAAGGGAAGGAUUUGAUCGUUUCUAUUAUUUCUGCUAUGGGCGAAGAAGCUGCUAUCUCAUUCAAAGAUGCUCCAAAACAAUAA
This is a messenger RNA of Lodderomyces beijingensis, 979 nucleotides long. NCBI's taxonomy places the organism in Eukaryota, Fungi, Ascomycota, Pichiomycetes, Serinales, Debaryomycetaceae. The record is from the annotation of a GenBank genome assembly.